Molecule: messenger RNA, 613 nt
Organism: Nylanderia fulva
Lineage: Eukaryota; Metazoa; Arthropoda; Insecta; Hymenoptera; Formicidae
Source: RefSeq, a predicted model, not a curated record
GAGAUUACAAAAUGAAAAUGAUAAUGAAGAGAUAAUAGAGAUGUCUACUUCAGAGAGUGAAAUAGAAACUUAUAGAAGCCGAUCAACUAUAUCCAGUAAAGCUUCUUUUCUUUCUCGUGUAAAACGUUCUAAAGCAUCCUUAUGUUUUGGAAAUGUUUCUGAUAAUGAUAAUACAGAAUAUUCAAAAAAUUCAAAGAAAGAAUUUAAUACUAGCAAUAAAUCUGUAAAUAGUGUAAAUAGCAGUAUAAAUAGUAUAAAUAGUGUAAAUAGCAAUAUAAAUAGUAGCAAGCAAGAGAAAAAGUUAAAAAAACGAAUGUAUCGUACAAAGUCUAAUGCAUGGGAUUUUUUUACAAAAAUUGAUACAACACAUGCUCGAUGCAAUAUUUGUAAGAAAAUAUUUAAAAAUUGUGGGAAUACUACUAACUUUUUGAUACAUAUAAAGAAACAACAUGAAGUCGAAUUUAAUAAACAAUAUUUAAGUGGUUCAGAUUCUGAAGGAUUAUGUUCCGAGGAUUCAAAAUCAAUCACCUCCACAAAUGUCUGUGUUUCAGAUGGAUGGACAUCCAAUGCAAAUGAAAGCUAUUUGGGUAUUACGUGUCACUUUUUAAAGUAA